Messenger RNA from Camellia sinensis, 360 nucleotides. The record is from RefSeq and is a predicted model, not a curated record. Lineage: Eukaryota; Viridiplantae; Streptophyta; Magnoliopsida; Ericales; Theaceae.
AUGCACCUUGAUAAAAUUUAUGCAGCAUGUAAGAAGGUAUGGAUGAGUAAAGGAGAAGAUCAAGAGACAGCCAAAAGAGAACUGAUAGAGAUCUUUAAGUUGCUAGAGGGAGAGCUUGGUGACAAGCCCUACUUUGGUGGUGACAACUUUGGGUUGGUUGACAUUGCACUUGUCCCAUUUUAUAGCAGGUUUUACACAUUGGAGAAAUUUGGGAAUUUCAGCAUAGAAGCAGAGUGCCCCCUUUUGGUGGCAUGGGCUAAAAGGUUUAUCAAAAAGGAAAGUGUGUCCAAGUGUCUUCAAGACCCAGAAAAACUCUAUGAGUUUGUUGUCAAGCUUAAUAAGAUGUUCGGAGUAGAGUAG